This is a messenger RNA of Botrytis sinoallii, 405 nucleotides long. RefSeq lists its product as uncharacterized. Gene Ontology annotation, cellular component: mitochondrial inner membrane. The transcript has 5 exons. Lineage: Eukaryota; Fungi; Ascomycota; Leotiomycetes; Helotiales; Sclerotiniaceae. The coding region runs from base 1 to 405 and encodes 134 amino acids. The record is from RefSeq and is a predicted model, not a curated record. Gene Ontology annotation, molecular function: enzyme regulator activity. Gene Ontology annotation, biological process: mitochondrial electron transport, cytochrome c to oxygen.
AUGUUCUCUGCACGAGCAACCCGAGCAGCCGCCCAGCGCGUUGCCCGCCCUCAAUCUAUCCGAACCCCAUUCCAAAGACGCUUUGCCAGCAGCGAGAGCACUUUCACCGGCGCCGAGAACAACGCUUUCAACCGUGAGCGUCAGGCUGUCAAGGACCAUGCUGCCGCUACCAGUGAUCUCUGGAGGAAGUUGUCAAUCUAUGCUACGAUUCCUUGCUUGAUCAUCGCAAGUGUCAAUGCUAAGAUCUUGUGGGAUGAGCAUUGGGCUCAUUGGGACCACAUGGAGCCUUUGGAGGAGAGACCUGAAUACCCAUAUCAAAACAUGAGAACUAAGAACUUCUUCUGGGGCGACGGAGACAAGACACUUUUCUGGAACGAGAAGGUCAACUACCACAAGAAGGAGUAG